AUGGACCAGUAAGAGAGAGAAAAACUUUAAUAAAGAAGAGAUGAAAAGAUUAAAGAGAAUAAAAACUAUCUAUCAGAAAAAGUGAACAAGAUCUUAUCCCCUCUGGUGACGAAUGUUGUAGCAACUAGACCAUCAAUUCCAGUAAUAUUAUAAAGCAUUUCAUUUAUAUCGUAUUAGUUGAAUUAUAUGAGAGAAUGGAUUUUGAUGCAUUAUGAUUUACAAAGAAGUGACUUGCAAAAUCAACUCAAACUAUAAGACUUAAUUACUCUAAGGAAAGAGGUAUCUGACUUGAACGAAGAACUUGUAUUAAAUUUAAUUCCCUUUAAUCAAUAUUAAAAGGAUAAGAAGUAAAAGCAUUUAAAAAGGCAAGAAGAAAAUGACAAGUAUGAUGAUAAAGAUGAUUUAGAAGAAGAAAAAAUCGGGGAUUUAUCUGCAUUGCCGAGGCUAUCAUUUUAGGCUUCAACAAGGGUAUAACUAACACCAACUAAGGCUAAAAUUCAUCUAGAACCUCACAUGAUGCAUUUGGAAAGAAGAAAAUCUCAAAGUAAAAUGACUGCCUCAUUGGACAUGCUUUUCAAUAGGAUAGUUUAGUAAAAUACUCAACAACCCUUGAUCAUUCAUAUUAUUCAAAACUUGAGACCUUUCUAGAAUCUAUUUGAACAAAUCAAGCAUACAGAAGGAGACUAGAUUCAGAUUCUUGAGGGCUAGGAUCAAGCUAUUUAUCUAAUUGAAAGCGGAUAACUGAAGACCCAGGAUGAGCGUGUUUUAAAGUAGUAUCAUGUUUUCGGUAGCAUGCCAUUCUGUUUCAAUGUUAGUUCAAAUGACACUCUCACAGCUCUUUCUGAUUGUUCCAUAUUUAAGCUAGGACACUUAUUCAAGGAUAUGAUCUUAGAGCAAUAUGAUGUUUAUGAAGCAUAAAUGAAAUCAGAUAACAGUGAUAUCGAAAUAAUGAAGGAAAUUGAAAUUAAGAUCCUAAACUAGACUCACGGUUAUAACAAAUCAACUAUGAUGACAGCAUUUAGAGAAUGUAUUCUCUAUCCCGAAGAUGCUUUAAAAAUUAAUGAAGAGUCAAAUGAUAUUCUUUAUUAUAUUAAGAUUGGAAAAGUGAUUCUCAAAAAAGAAGCUGAGGAAAAUGCUCAUUAGGGAGGGGCAUUUAUUAAGAUUCUUGAUGAAGAGGCUAAAUAAGGCAUUGAACUUGUAGCUGAAGAACUUUCUGUUAUCUUAAGCAUUUAAAGAGCAUAACUUUCAAAGCUACUAACUAAUUAGACAAUAAAUGAAUUCUACAAGAUAAAUUGA
This is a messenger RNA of Stylonychia lemnae, 1296 nucleotides long. The record is from the annotation of a GenBank genome assembly. NCBI's taxonomy places the organism in Eukaryota, Ciliophora, Spirotrichea, Sporadotrichida, Oxytrichidae.